This is a messenger RNA of Hypoxylon trugodes, 1783 nucleotides long. RefSeq lists its product as uncharacterized. The record is from RefSeq and is a predicted model, not a curated record. Gene Ontology annotation, biological process: cardiolipin biosynthetic process. Gene Ontology annotation, cellular component: mitochondrion. The transcript is spliced from 4 exons. The coding region runs from base 128 to 1711 and encodes 527 amino acids. Gene Ontology annotation, molecular function: CDP-diacylglycerol-glycerol-3-phosphate 3-phosphatidyltransferase activity. NCBI's taxonomy places the organism in Eukaryota, Fungi, Ascomycota, Sordariomycetes, Xylariales, Hypoxylaceae.
GAUAAUUUGGAGCUAAUGCUUGAAGCUUCAAGAGCUUGGAAAUUCACGGCGCAUUUUACCUUUAAAUAUAAUUGUUAACAAACAAUUAAUUCUUGUCAUGAAUUUGUAUUAAUUACUUAUAACCACCAUGAUAGUUAGAGGUGCGACUCGAUGCUGCCUACGGCUUCGACCGACUUUGGCUCGUCCGACGAGCCGAUUUAGCCCGCAAAGUUGUCGUCGAUAUUCGAUGCCUUCUGGUCCUAUGCCGACAGUUAACCCUACGAGCUCUGCCGGAAUGUUGGCGCCAUUCGUGAACGAGUUGGAUAAGAUCGCACCAUCAUUCAAGAUUAGCGGAUCUCAAAUACAUAUUAUUCAAAGUCCUAUAGAUUUCUACGAGACAUUGAAGGCCAGGAUACGCACUGCUAAGGAACGAAUAUUUCUAUCUACCCUGUAUAUCGGGAAGUCGGAGAAAGAGUUGAUUGCGACAAUUGAAGAUGCUCUCCGCGCAAAUCCCGAGCUCAAGCUAAGCAUUCUCACCGAUGCCCUCCGUGGAACUCGAGAAGCCCCUGAACCAUCUUGCGCAUCGCUCUUAGCCCCUCUAGUUACGGAAUUCGGAUCGGAUCGUGUUGAAAUUCGAAUGUACCAUACUCCGAAUCUAACUGGCUUGAGGAAGAAGCAUAUACCUAAACGCAUUAACGAAGGAUGGGGAUUGCAACAUAUGAAACUAUAUGGAGUCGAUGACGAGAUAAUUCUUUCUGGCGCGAAUCUUUCUAACGAUUAUUUCACAAAUCGGCAAGAUCGAUAUCACUUAUUUUCCUCGAGCGAAGUAACAAACUAUUUCUGGGAUCUUUACCAAGGUGUUAUGUCGCUCAGCUUCUUGGUACAACCAGCAAAAGAUGAGCCAUCGGGGUUCAGACUACAUUGGCCGUCGACUAAUACUGCUCCCAAUCCAUUAGAACGUUCAACAGAAUUUAUCUCAAAAGCAACGCCUUUCAUCCAUAAUCUGAUAGCGCCGAAGGAGAAAUCAGAAAAGGGUUCUCUUCCCUCAGGGGAUACCACAGUUUAUAUGCUUGGCCAACUUUCUCAAUUGAUGAAACCAGAUACAUCCACCGAAUUGCCAGUCAUGACACACAUUUUAAAAACACUGGCCGCCCCUGAAUACACUGGUUCAUCGUGGACUUUCACAGCGGGGUACUUUAACCCCGCGCCAUCGUUAACAAAUCUGCUGUUGUCAACAGCGUCGCAAGAUAAUGUUGUGAUAACUGCAUCACCGUAUGCGAAUGGAUUUUACAAGUCAAAAGGAGUCUCAGGGCUUUUGCCAGAUGCAUACACCCUACUUGCCCGAAGAUUUCUACGUACAAUUAAAGAGCGAAAACAGGACUCAGCCGUCGUUCUUAAGGAAUGGAGAAGAGGAACUGUUAAUGAACCAGGCGGAUGGACAUAUCACGCAAAAGGGUUAUGGAUAACUCUUCCUAACGAAAAAGACCCGUCAAUCAGCAUCAUCGGAAGUUCAAACUACACAAAACGCAGCUACUCCCACGAUCUUGAAGCGGGGGCUUUAAUUGUGACUCAGGACCCUGGCUUGAAAAAGAGACUGGGUGACGAGCAAAAAUGGUUACAAGAAUACGCAAGUCCCGUCACUUUGGACGAUUUCGCGAAAACAGAAAGAAGAGUCGGAUUAAAGGUCCGAAUCGCAAUGUGGAUCGUUAGUGUGGUCGGUGGCGCACUCUAGCGAUCUGGUCCUAGAACGACCACGAUGAAGAUCUCGGCCACGUUCGGCGAGUGACCCGAGAAUCAGAGGCUC